Dermatophagoides pteronyssinus (European house dust mite) is the source of this 1712-nucleotide messenger RNA. RefSeq names its product U2 small nuclear riboprotein auxiliary factor 50 (gene U2af50). Lineage: Eukaryota; Metazoa; Arthropoda; Arachnida; Sarcoptiformes; Pyroglyphidae. Gene Ontology annotation, cellular component: nucleus. The record is from RefSeq and is a predicted model, not a curated record. Gene Ontology annotation, molecular function: RNA binding. Gene Ontology annotation, biological process: mRNA processing.
AAAACCGAAACAAAACAAAAAAAAAAAUGGGAGCAGCUGUAACUGAAAAAAAUGAUCAUCGUAGUAGUAGUAGCCGUGGGGGUGGUAGCAGUGGUGGUGGUGAUAAUCAUCAUCAUCGUCAUCCACAUAAAAGUAGCCGAAAUAGUAAUCGAUCAUCACCGGAUAAUAGCCAUCGUUCAUCAUCAUCAUCACAUCAUCGUCGAUCUCAUCAUAGAUCAUCACGUGAAAGAUCAUCAACAAGAACAACUCAUCAACAUACAUCAUCAUCAUCAACAACAACAAAUCGACGUACAUCACGUUCACGUUCACGUUCACCACGUCGUUCAUCACAACAACAUUAUGAUGAUUCUAGACGUGAAACCCGUGAUGGCGGCGGUGGUACAAGAAUUUCCCGUCGUAAAAAACCAUCAAAAUAUUGGGACAUUCCACCACCUGGAUUUGAAACAGUAUCACCUGUACAAUAUAAAGCUAUGCAAAGUUCUGGUCAAAUACCGGCAUUAUUAACAACACCAGGUGUUGCACCUGUACCAAUUGGUUCAACAAUAACAAGACAAGCAAGACGUUUAUAUGUUGGUAACAUUCCAUUUGGUUGUUCCGAAGAAGAAAUGAUUGAAUAUUUUAAUCAACAAAUGCAUAUUUGUGGUUUUGCUCAAGGACCCGGUAAUCCGGUUUUAGCAUGUCAAAUAAAUUUGGAUAAAAAUUUUGCUUUUCUUGAGUUUCGAUCAAUCGAUGAAACAACACAAGCAAUGGCUUUUGAUGGUAUUACAUUCAAAGGACAAUCAUUAAAAAUAAGACGACCACAUGAUUAUCAACCAAUGCCAGGUAUGACCGAAGCACCAGUACAAACACCAUAUGUACCGGGUGUUGUAUCUACAGUUGUUGGUGAUUCACCAUACAAAAUAUUUAUCGGUGGUCUACCAAAUUAUCUUAAUGAAGAUCAAGUCAAAGAAUUAUUAAUGAGUUUUGGUCAAUUAAAAGCAUUCAAUCUUGUUAAAGAUAGUGCUACAGGAUUAAGUAAAGGUUAUGCAUUCUGUGAAUAUGCUGAUUCAUCAAUUACUGAUCAGGCAAUCGAUGGUUUAAAUGGUAUGCAAUUAGGCGAUAAAAGAUUAAUUGUACAACGUGCAAGUGUUGGUGCAAAAUCCGGUAUGACUGGAUCUGGUAUGGGUGGAACACCAUCAUCAUCAUCAAAUGCACCAAGUGGAAGUGGAGGAACAGGUGUAACAAUAAAUCCAGCAAUUUUAACUGGUCCAGUUACAAUGCAAGUACCUGGUUUACAAAUAACAGCAAUGACAACUGCUAUUGGUAAUCCAACUGAAGUACUUUGUUUAAUGAAUAUGGUAUUACCUGAAGAAUUAAUUGAUGAUGAAGAAUAUGAAGAUAUUAUGGAAGAUAUUAAACAAGAAUGUUCAAAAUAUGGUCAAAUACGUUCAAUGGAAAUACCAAGACCAAUUGAAGGUGUUGAAGUACCUGGUUUAGGUAAAGUUUUUAUUGAAUAUAAUACAUCGAAUGAUUGUCAACGUGCACAACAAUCAUUAGCAGGUAGAAAAUUUGAUAAUCGUAUUGUUAUAACAUCAUAUUUUGAACCAGAUCGUUAUCAUCGACGAGAAUUUUAAUUACUGAAUGAAUGAUGAAUUUGAAAAAAAUUAUUAUUAUUAUUAUUAUUAUUAUUAUGAUCAGCAUCAUCAAAACCAAAAACAAAAACAAAAAAACAU